ACGUCAUUGAGCCAUUUCGGAUACUGGAGCGAAGCCAAGAUGCCCGACCCAGUGAAAGCACCGAAGAAGGGUUCCAAGAAAGCCGUGUCUAAGACCGUGAGCAAAACCGGUAAGAAGAGGCGAAAGACCAGGAAGGAAAGCUAUGCCAUCUACGUCUACAAGGUCCUGAAGCAGGUCCACCCCGACACCGGGAUUUCUUCCAAGGCCAUGGGCAUCAUGAACUCCUUCGUGAGUGAUAUCUUUGAGCGCAUCGCCGGUGAAGCCUCCCGUCUGGCUCACUACAACAAGCGCUCUACCAUCACUUCCAGGGAGAUCCAGACCGCCGUCCGCCUGCUGCUGCCCGGAGAGCUGGCCAAGCACGCCGUGUCUGAGGGCACAAAGGCUGUGACCAAGUACACCAGCUCCAAGUAAACCAACUGUCUGACAGAAACAACACAACGGUCCUUCUCAGGGCCACCCACCACCUCUUUUAAGAGCUUGAUUUCUACUCUGUGAUUUUCAGUGUUUGAUUUUUCUGUUCUCUGUUCUUUCUACUAUGAUGUGAAGUUCGACAAUUCUGCAUGUAAACAAGGUCUGUAACAAAAUGGUAUAGGGCAGGCGUUGUGCUAUUACUGCGGGCCCGUGAAAUAAAAGCCUCUAUGCCCUUCA
Molecule: messenger RNA, 648 nt
Organism: Notolabrus celidotus (New Zealand spotty)
Lineage: Eukaryota; Metazoa; Chordata; Actinopteri; Labriformes; Labridae
Product: histone H2B 1/2-like
Exons: 1
Coding region: 40-411 (123 amino acids)
Cellular component (GO): nucleosome
Molecular function (GO): protein heterodimerization activity; DNA binding; structural constituent of chromatin
Source: RefSeq, a predicted model, not a curated record